UCACUCAUUAUGUUUGUUGCUUAAAGCUCGUCCAGCUCUUCCUCCCUUAUCCUCUCUCUAACAUCAAUUCUCAAGGGAGGGAAUUCCAGGCACCCAAAAGAGAAACGAGAAACCAGAAAAAGGGUCUCUCUCUCUCUCUCUCCCCCUCGACACAGUAUCCUAUCCUCUACUCUAGUAAAUAUUCAGUCUUUUUCUCAUAGAAAAUAUAAACAGAAAGAAAGAAGGAAAAAAGCCUUUGGAGAAAUUCCCACAUAUUAAUUUUCAUGCUAUCAUGGAAGGAGGUGAUGAUCAGCUCCACCACUACCACCACAAACACCGCCCAAACUUCCCAUUCCAAUUACUGGAAAAGAAAGAAGACGAGCCUUGUUCGUCCUCUUCUCCUUACCCUUCUCUUCCCAUCUCCACUACCGAACCAGACAACGACAACAACAGCAACAAAACUAACACGAACCUCUCUACCUCUAAUCUCCAAAUUGUUUCUGCAGAACAAUCGAAGAAACCCCCUCCAAAACGAACAUCAACAAAGGACAGACACACCAAGGUGGAUGGACGUGGCCGCAGAAUUCGCAUGCCAGCUCUCUGCGCUGCUAGGGUUUUUCAGCUCACUAAAGAACUUGGCCACAAAUCAGACGGUGAAACCGUCGAGUGGUUACUUCAACAAGCAGAACCAGCUGUGAUCGCUGCCACAGGCACCGGAACAAUCCCUGCUAAUUUCACUUCCCUUAACAUAUCCUUGCGUAGCUCAGGUUCAAGUAUGUCAAUUCCGUCUCAGCUAAGAUCAGGGAGUUUUAGCCCAAACUUUUCACUGCAACAACGUAGUCGCAGUUUGUUUCCUGGAAUUGGGCUAGAGACCUCACAACCACCGACAUUUUUAAGUUUCCAAUCUAGUAACAAUCUGAACGCAAUGAUGCAAGCAAAGCAAGAAUUGCGAGACAAUUCUUCACUGGAGUUAUCAACGGAGACAGAAGAGAGUUUCAACAGGAAAAGAAGGCCCGAGCAAGAUUUAUCAUCAUCGCAACAGCAUCAGAUGGGAAGCUACCUGUUGCAAUCCAGUAGUGGGGCAGUUCCAGCUAGUCAUGGACAAAUUCCAGCAAAUUUUUGGAUGCUGGCUAAUUCCAAUAAUAAUCAAGUCAUGAGCGGAGAUCCUAUAUGGACAUUUCCUUCUGUUAAUAACAGUGGUUUGUACAGGAGCACCAUGUCUAGUGGGUUACAUUUUAUGAAUUUUCCUGCUCCUGUUACCUUAUUGCCUAGCCAGCAACUGGGGUCUACAAGUAUUGGUGGGUCUAGUGCUGGUAAUAGUGGGAUGAGUGAAUUAGGUCAUUUGAAUAUGCUAGCUGGAUUAAACCCCUACCGGGCAUCCGGCAUAUCGGAAUCACAGGCGAGCGGGUCUCACUCACAUCAUGGUGGCGGUGGUGGAGGAAGCGAUGAUCGGCAUGAUACAACAAGUCAUCACUCAUAGAGAUGGAAAAAAAGCAUCAUCAUGAUCAUCAACCCUCCACUUGUGUAGUUUUUAUGUGUAGCACACGUGAGGUUUGAUUGUUCUUGAAAUAUUGGAGUUUUGUUUUCCUUAUCCUUGAAUUAUUAUUCCAAUAUUUUUUUUUUGUGUGAUUAAAAUGGGGUUUUAGCUAGGGUUUGUGGGACUUAAAGACAGUACUAUUUUAAACAGGGUGUUGGGUUGGGUGGUGGUUUUAAUAAAAGGCCUCAUUUGGGUUUUUCAUUUCA
Messenger RNA from Populus trichocarpa (black cottonwood), 1722 nucleotides. RefSeq names its product transcription factor TCP14. Gene Ontology annotation, molecular function: sequence-specific DNA binding; DNA-binding transcription factor activity. The coding region runs from base 272 to 1459 and encodes 395 amino acids. The record is from RefSeq and is a predicted model, not a curated record. Lineage: Eukaryota; Viridiplantae; Streptophyta; Magnoliopsida; Malpighiales; Salicaceae. Gene Ontology annotation, cellular component: nucleus. The transcript has a single exon.